AGAAAAGGAAGAACGAAGGAGAUCACAUAGGAAAGGAUGAGAAAUGGUCGAGGAGAUAGAAACCCUAAGGAAUGAACGAGAGAGGAUAAAAAAAACGAAGAAUGUCUCACCUCGAGGGAGCGAGGAACCGUUGAAGAUUCCCUUACAACAAGAGCCUCGGGGCAGACGAGAAAAAGACUCUGAGAAAAUCAUCGAGCUGAAUGAGAGGAGAGGGAUCGAAUGUGCAAAUGACAAGAAAAAUAUAUCAUGCGGACCUUCUACGAAGAUGAAUACUGACAUUAAUGCAGGAGCAACGCAGAAGGUGAUUCAGGGAGGAAUUUGGAUGCCGAGUAUCAGGUUUGAAGAGAACCGGUAUAAAAAGGAAAAUGAGGGCGAAAAUAUACUCUUCCGAACUUCUACGGAGACGAACAUUGACAUUAGAACGAGGACAGCGGAAGAGCCAGAGCAGGGAGAGUUCUGGGUACCGAGUGUCCGGUUUGAGGAGGAUCUAGAUGCAAAAGAUAAUCUGACGAUUCAAUUUUCAAGCAUUCGGUUCGAGGAUAGUGAGGAAGGUUCCUAUGCGACUUUAGUGUGUGCUACGGAAGCUAAUGGAGAAUUCAGUAAGGAUAGAACCGAUAGUGGUAGCCUCGGCAUCGAUGUCUCGUCGACGGGCGAAAAUCCGAGGGUUAUUGAGGAGACACUGGUAAAUCGAACCACGACAAUGGAGAUGAUAACAAUAGAUGAGGAACGGGAAAACUUUAAAAGUACUGAAGACACCCAAGACGAGUUGAUAGAGGAUCAAGAUGAAAGAGAUCCCCUCGACGAAGUUGUGGGCGCAAAAAUUUCACAAGCAUUUGAAGUCACAAAUAAGCUGGACGAUAACUAUGGACUUGCUCGACCAUUUGAGGUCGUCGAGCCUGAAGACAGCUACGAGUUUGCUCAAUUAUUUGAGACCGUCGAGGCUGAUGUCAUCUAUGGCUUUGCCCAACUGUUUUAGACCGUCGAUACAUCUGGAAAUGAUGUUGGGAAUAGUCCUAAGACAACUAUGAGUCAAAAUCUG
This is a messenger RNA of Chara braunii, 1039 nucleotides long. Lineage: Eukaryota; Viridiplantae; Streptophyta; Charophyceae; Charales; Characeae. The record is from the annotation of a GenBank genome assembly.